Messenger RNA from Aureobasidium vineae, 1521 nucleotides. NCBI's taxonomy places the organism in Eukaryota, Fungi, Ascomycota, Dothideomycetes, Dothideales, Saccotheciaceae. The record is from the annotation of a GenBank genome assembly.
AUGUCGAAGACUUUUCGUCCCAGUCAUCUUUUGGCUGGCCUUGCUACGCUUUCUGCAACAGCCUUGUGCGCAAAUUCGACCCUGUUCCAAGGUGGAACUAUCAUCACCUUCGACGAGGCGUCUCAGCUUCCUGUAGCACUUCAUGGCUCUUCGCUACUAGUCACGGGAGACUCUGUUGCCAAGAUUUUCGACAGCUCCGACAAUGUGACCAUUCCUACUGGUACUGAGAUUGUGAACGUUCAAGGCAAGAUCGUCUCACCAGGCUUCAUUGACACACAUCGCCACAGUUGGCAGACCGCAUACAAGACUCUCGGAUCCAAUACUACUCUAGCAGAAUACUUCAGCCGCUACGGCGAGUUCACCCAGGCCGGAACCGUCUUCGGUCCUGAUGACAUUUAUUAUGGCACACUGGCUGGUCUAUAUGAACCAUUAGAUGCUGGAGUCACUACAAUUCUCGAGCAUGCCCAUGGAACCUUCUCCAAAGAGACAUCCAAGGCAUAUCUCGAUGCUGUUAUGGACAGUGGUGUGAGGAUGGCCUUCUGCUAUGCUUUUCAUGAGCUCAGCAAUGGCUUUUCGUUCGAGGAACAGCUUGCCAACUUUGCCUAUUUGAUGAAGAACGAGAGACUCAACUCCCAAGAUCUGGUGCAGAUUGGAAUUGCCUAUGAUGCAUUCAUCCAGGACAACAACAACACGCAGGCAAUCGUCGACCUGGUCAACAACAACAAUGUUUCUGCACUUACCAUGCACUUCUUGGGUGGUCCUUGGGGCAACACUAACAGCCCAUCCAAGCUCGAUCAGCUCGGUCUCAUGAAUGGCACCACACCCAUUGUUUUCUCUCAUGCCAGUUAUGUCACCACAGACGAUGCUGAGCUUCUUCGCAAGUACGACCAAUAUAUCUCAACCACUCCCGAGUCUGAGAUGCACUACGGUCACGGUCACCACCACAACUCCCUGAUUCAGGACCAGAGCGCUCUCGGCGUCGACACUCACUUCACCUUCUCGACUGACAUUAUCGGACAAGCUCGCAUGUGGCUGCAGAGCACACGUCUCCGCUUCUUCUACCAGUCACUCGAGAAUUGGAAUGUGCCUCGCAACAGCCCCAUGUCUGUCAACCAGGCUUUCACACUGGCUACACGCUCCGGAGCUCUUGCCAUGCGCCGACCUGAUCUUGGUGUGCUAGCCACGGGCAACAAGGCUGAUGUAGUCGUCUUCGACGGCGACUCACCCAACAUGCUCGGCUGGUCUGACCCAGUAGCUGCUAUCAUCCUUCACUCGCACGUCGGAGACAUCCGUCAUGUUAUGAUUGGCGGGGAAUGGCGCAAGAGAGAUGGCAAGCUUGUUACCAAGCAGAACAGAACAGAGGUGCAGAACAAAUUCCUCGAGUCUGCAAAGCGUAUCCAGAAAAUUUGGUUGAAGACUCCAUUGCCUGAUUUGCAGGGCGAGUUCAGUGGAUUGUCGCAUGUUGAUUACGUCGAUGCUUAUACUGUUGAUGCUGUCCGUGGUAAUGGUACGGGUUACUAG